GUGGAAGCUCCUGAUCCAGCCACUGGUUGCCUCCGUCUGACAGCUAUCUGCGCAGCUCAACCUGGCUUCUUUGGUUUUAUGGAGUUCAAUAUUAAUGAAGGGGGUCCAGACGAAAAUCUGGAUGUCGUACAGGUUGUCGAAGCAUUGCUUGAAUGCAGGGACGGAGCUUGGUUCUAUAAAAAUAUCCCCAGACAAGUAAAUUCCGUACAGUGCACAGAAGCGGCACCCUAA
This is a messenger RNA of Cylicostephanus goldi, 231 nucleotides long. The record is from the annotation of a GenBank genome assembly. NCBI's taxonomy places the organism in Eukaryota, Metazoa, Nematoda, Chromadorea, Rhabditida, Strongylidae.